AUGGUCCUCCCUAUUACCAACCCAUCUAAGUCCUACUGGAUCGAGGCCGCUGAGUCUCCCUUGAGGAAUUUUCAGUCUACCCCCGACCUUCCCAAGGAAACAGACGUUGUGAUUGUUGGGAGUGGUUACACUGGCACCACAACUGCAUACUGGUUGCACAAACACACCGCCAAAAAUGGCACAACUCCACGAAUGCUCAUGCUCGAGGCAAGAGACGUAUGUGGAGGCGCGACAGGGCGGAACGGCGGCCAGCUCCGACCUCAUGCCUACUCCCGUUAUCCAAACUGGUCUAGUCGAUUUGGCCCUGAUGGAGCUUUGAAAUUGAUCAAGCAUGAGAUGGCUCACCUCAACGCUUUCAAGGCUCUCUUGACCGAGGAGGGAGUCGCAGAGGAGGUCUGUUUCAAACUCGGUGAGACAUUUGACGCAGCGAUGACGCCGGAAGCUUGGGAGCGUCUGAAGGGAGCACAUGAAGCUUUUGUGAAAGACCACGGCAGGGACGGCGAAGUGAUCCGAGAAUGCCGCGUAGUUGAGGACCCUGCGGAGGCGGAAGCCAUAACCCAAAUGAAGGGAUGCAUUGGAGCUAUUCUGCAUCCUACUGGUCAAGUCUGGCCGUACAAGUUUGUUCACGCAGUUCUUCGCAUUGUACUGGAUACCGGCAAACUCAACCUCCAAGCCAACACUCCAGUUCUGAAGGUGUCCGAAAGGGAUGAAGAUGGAUACAUCACUGUGUCGACAUCUCGGGGCGAUGUCCGCACCAAGACUGUUGUCCACGCUACGAACCGAUGGGCCUCUCAUCUGCUCCCAGAAUACUCUAACCUAAUUUUCCCUUCCGUCUGUACCAUCGGUGCGAUCAAAGCCCCUGAAGGCUUCAUCAAACGCACUGGCGCUCAACAUUGGGACAGCCAUGUCAACAACUACCACGUCCAGCUUCCUCCUCCGUACAACACACUCAUAAUCGGCGGUGCCAAAGCUGUCGUCGCGCACUACCCCCACGAUUGGAUCCGAACAGAUUCAGAGGACAAACUCCAGCCUGGUGUCGCCGAAUUCUACAAGACAUGGCCGAAGAGCGACAUCGUAGACUGGCCAGGUAAAGAAGACGAGGCGGAGCUGGCACUGAACACAACUGAAGGCGGCAACUGGACGGGGGUAGAGUCAACUAGUAUUGACUCGUUUCCAUUUGUUGGGCCAGCUCCUGGACACACUGGCCAGUUUGUGGCGGCCGGAUUCAAUGGCCACGGCAUGCCAAGAAUCCUUCUUUCAACGGCUCAUAUCACGCCGCUAAUCCUGGAGGAGCUCGGAGUCAAGUGGACCGCUCCUGACCUGGUGGCAUCAUAUCCGCCUCUUCCCGAGCCGUUCGUCGUCACAGAUGAGCGCGUCAAGGCGUUCACGGAAGCAGAUGCUAAGAAGAACUACGAGGCAAGUGUAAGUGCUCAUGAAGCAAGUGCGGUAAAACCAUUCUGCAACGAACCUCGGUGCUUGUUCUGGAAGAAGGGAGCAAUCACGAAGCUGGACCUUCCUGUGCAGACUCAGGGGCCUCCUCCUGCUCAGCAUGGCAUAGUAGACGAGAAGACCUACUUGAACCACGCUCUCAAUGGAAAUGGAAAUGUUGGAGUGGUAAGCCAGGCAUGA
Molecule: messenger RNA, 1629 nt
Organism: Diaporthe amygdali
Lineage: Eukaryota; Fungi; Ascomycota; Sordariomycetes; Diaporthales; Diaporthaceae
Product: fad dependent oxidoreductase superfamily
Exons: 5
Coding region: 1-1629 (542 amino acids)
Cellular component (GO): cytoplasm
Molecular function (GO): oxidoreductase activity
Source: RefSeq, a predicted model, not a curated record